Molecule: messenger RNA, 1324 nt
Organism: Brassica rapa (field mustard)
Lineage: Eukaryota; Viridiplantae; Streptophyta; Magnoliopsida; Brassicales; Brassicaceae
Product: protein RKD5
Molecular function (GO): DNA-binding transcription factor activity
Source: RefSeq, a predicted model, not a curated record
CUUUUUCACUUGAUGACGAAACGCUUCUAUAUUCUCAUAAUACAAACCUUUGGAUUCUUUAGCAGAUUUGUUUACAUUAAAAAGGAAACAUUCUAUUAAAAAAAAGGUCGCUUUGGGUAAAAUCUCCAGUCCUUGCGUCUCUUCGUCUUCUUCGGACAAUGGCACAUUCCUUGACCUCACUCGCCAUUUUCCAGGGCGUCAACCAUAAAGAGAUGAUUAGGAGUUUGCAUGUCUAUGGAUCCGUGGAGAUUGAGAGAGAGUUCUUGUUCGAGAGGAAAGGCCGUUAUGUGGAGAAGAAAGCUAAGCCUCUGUUUUGUUCGGAAGGUCUCCAGCGGCCGGAGAUCUCGCUAGGUUUGGUUUUUGGCACGUGGAGAUGUAUCUUCUUGUUCCGGUCUAACCACUCGCUUCCUCAGUUUCCUACCCUUCUAUGCCCUUCAAGAAACCCUAAGCUGGUGGACAUCCCUAAUUUAGCUAACGUGCUCAAGUUCAUCUCUGAACUGAAACCAAAGAAACCAUACUUUGACCAGCCUAAACAGCUGGACCUCGUCGUCAAAGAAGAUAGAGUUGGAUAUGGUGAAGUUGAUCAGGCUAAACCGCAAAGGUUUGCCCUCAAACAAGAUCUUAACCGCCUUCCUGAUUCAGAAUCUGAAUCUGAGGAAUCUGAAGAUGACCAAAAUGAACAUUCAGAAUCAGAUGCUAAGACAGAGAUAUUGAAGAAGAGGAGGACACCAUCCCAACAUGUUGCUGGACUUUGCUUAGAAGAUCUUUCCAAAUACUUUGGUGUUCCUAUCGUGGAAGCGUCUCGGAAACUCAAUGUCGGUCUCACGGUCUUGAAAAAGAAAUGCAGAGAGUUUGGGAUUCCUCGGUGGCCUCAUAGGAAGAUCAAAUCUCUCGACAGUCUCAUCCAUGAUCUUCAGGAAGAAGCAGAGAAGCAGCAGGAAAAGAACAAAGCAGCAGCAAUGGUGGUAGCUAAGAAACAGAAGAAACUGGAGAGAGAGAUGAGAAAUAUAGUUGAGAGACCAUUCAUGGAGAUACAGAUAGAAACCAAAAGAUUCAGACAAGACAACUUCAAAAAAAGACAUAGAGCUUCCAGAGCCAAGAAGAAUCAAGAAUCUCUUGCCACUUCCUCUUCAACUUAAAAGAUCUUAGGUCUUUUAUUAACAAAAUUAUCGAGCAUAUUAGUUAGUUAUAAGAUCCAUGUUAGUCACAAGUCUGACAGAACCUCCUAGGCCAUGUUGGUUUGAAUUUUUGUUGCUGGUAUCAUGACUUCAUUGUGCUUCGGAACUCGGAAUUAAUUGAUGCAAAAUGAUUAGUCCAUUGUCAA